Messenger RNA from Lacerta agilis (Sand lizard), 2529 nucleotides. It is a transcript of the gene MMP23B, whose product is annotated as matrix metallopeptidase 23B. Gene Ontology annotation, cellular component: extracellular matrix. Lineage: Eukaryota; Metazoa; Chordata; Lepidosauria; Squamata; Lacertidae. Gene Ontology annotation, biological process: collagen catabolic process; extracellular matrix organization; proteolysis. The transcript is spliced from 10 exons. The record is from RefSeq and is a predicted model, not a curated record. Gene Ontology annotation, molecular function: zinc ion binding; metalloendopeptidase activity. The coding region runs from base 899 to 2101 and encodes 400 amino acids.
UAUCCCACCCCCUGGCCAUGCCUGGUGUAAAUGAUUCAGGCGUUUAACACUCUCCUUGUGGUUAAAGGGAGCCAGAUCUGGGCUUUGGUGUGAACUGAACGUUGACAAGCCACAGCAAACGCAACAGUUCCUUUCCAGAGGCUGUUGCAUUGUAAAGAAAGAAGGAUAAUUUAUUAUGUUUUGGGUAGGUUGGGGUGGGGGCUGAGAGUGAAAGCCAACUAGUUGCUCUAAGCCACAGUUCAGUUGCGUGUUGGGAAACCAUGGUUUGCUGCAGCGUACCAAAUUGAGUCAGCCAUGCUCGUCUAAACUCUUAAUGCGACUGAGUGUUUUUGCUUUCAGGGUCAAGCAGAUGCUGACACAGGUCUGGUGGAAAUGUGCAAGGCAUUUGCUGAAUCUUGUUUCAAAACUUCCCAGGGACUCUCUUUGCUAGGCUUGCCUUGCUGUUGGUCUCUGCGUGUUGCAGAGGAUUUUAGCGAUGGGGGAGGGCCUACUGUUUUUUUUUAUUAUGUAUUUUAGUUGGAGCCCCCAAAGGUGCGCUCUCCUGAUUUUUCCAGGUCGCUCUGAGACAGUCCCUGAACCCUGGAGCUUGCAAUCUGAAAUACAUGGCACACGAGGAAAAAGGACUGGUGAGGGAGGAGGAAACACAAGGCACCAAUGCUGAAAAUUACUAUGAUGGCUGGCUGGGAUAGAAUCUGCUCAGGUAGCCUGAUUGGACACGUGCUGUGAGGACAAAGUUCAGAGAGGUUCAAAGACAGCUGGUUUCUCAGCAGAGAAUGGCACAAUAAACCAUGGUUGGCAUGACGUCCAGGUUUAACAAACACCAGUGCCUUUGCUCCUUUUGAAGCACUCUGGACAAUAUCGGUGAGAUGGGUCGACUUGGACAGAUGGCAAGCCAGGCAUGGAGCAUAUGGAAAAGUUUUCCGCCGGCUUUUCUCGUGGCUUUCUACCAACGGAGAAGCAGAGAAGCCCUAAAUGGCCUUGCAUCUUGAGUUUCUUAUGCAUUAUUCCGCUCCUGGGUCUGCUGGCCGCUCGGGAAGGUUUGCUUGAGACGAAAGCAAGAGAGACUGAGGCAGAUCCUGCACUUCACGGUUUUCCUCCUGGAAUUCCCCCUGCUCUCCGAGAUGGCAAGUUUCCACCUCAUCCCCAUAGCCGGAAGAAACGCUACACUCUCACUCCGGGUCACCUGAAGUGGGACCACUUCAAUCUCACAUACAAGAUCCUGUCUUUCCCUAGGAACAUCAUCAAUGAGAGCCAGACAAGGAAGGGCCUGUCUGCCGCUUUCCGCAUGUGGAGUGAAGUCUCCCCCUUCAGCUUCCGAGAGGUGCCGCCUAGGGCAGCCAGUGACCUAAAAAUUGGCUUCUAUUCCAUAAACCAUACAGACUGCUUGGAGUCCAGUAUCCACCACUGUUUUGAUGGGACAACGGGAGAGCUUGCCCACGCUUUUUUCCCUCAGACAGGCGAGAUCCAUUUUGACGACCAUGAAUACUGGAUCGUGGGCAACACGAGGUUCAGCUGGAAAAAGGGCGUUUGGCUUACAGACCUCGUCCACGUUGCAGCCCACGAAAUCGGCCAUGCCUUGGGCCUCAUGCACUCCCUGGACCCCAAUGCCUUGAUGCACAUCAACGCCACCCUGACUGGGAAAAACACCAUUUCGCAGGACGAGAUGUGGGGGAUCUUCCGCCUUUACGGCUGUAAAGAUCGAGUCUUCAUAUGUCCUUCAUGGUCUCAGAAAGGCUACUGCAGAACACGCAGGAAGUUUAUGAAGAAACAUUGUCCAUAUAGCUGCGACUUUUGCUCAGAAUUCCCGUUCCCAACGGUGAUGCCAACUCCGCCUCCCCCAAGGAUGAAAACGAGGAUUGUUCCCGAAGGCAGGAACGUUACCUUCCGAUGUGGCCAGAAGAUCAUUCAUAAAAAAGGCAAAGUUUACUGGUAUAAAGAGAAGGAGCUUCUGGAAUACUCCUAUCCGGGAUACCUGUCUCUGAAUGACGACCACAUGAGCAUCAUAGCCAACGUCAUCAAUGAAGGGACCUAUACUUGUGUAGUGAAGAAAAAGUCUCAGAUCCUCACCACGUAUUCCUGGAGGGUCAGGCUGAAGCACUAGCAGGGAACCCUUUGCAAAGGACUUUGGUAUAACCCAAGUGGUUCUGUCCCAUGUUGGGUUUCCUCUUUUCUGCUUGUCGUUUUGUAUAUCUAACUUUCAGCAGUGCACCUGAUCUUAAAAACAGCAAAGCCCAUCCACAGGUGUGGCUUGGGCAAUGUGUGUGGGGAGGCUGGGCCUUCCUCCCCAUCUGUUCUGUAUAUUUUAGUUUUAGCAGGUCAAAGAGAUGGGAGCUAGAACGGCUGUUUUGUUUAUCUUGCUACUGUUUACAAAAAGAGAGCCUGUAAAAUGUACGGGGGGGGGGGCCAAACAAAGCCCACACCUGUGGACAUCUAGGUCUGGGGAGGUGCCAACAGCUUUGGGAAGUGGCAAUGUCUAGUGGCUACCAGAUGGAGAAUAACUGAAAUGUCACCUUGGUAAUAAAUUCAGCU